This is a messenger RNA of Poecilia reticulata (guppy), 629 nucleotides long. Its product is annotated as ladderlectin-like. Lineage: Eukaryota; Metazoa; Chordata; Actinopteri; Cyprinodontiformes; Poeciliidae. The record is from RefSeq and is a predicted model, not a curated record.
GGAGAACCAUGAAGACCGUCCUGAUGUUAUUGGUUCUGCUGAGUGCUGCGCUGGCAGCUCCGGCGGAAGACAAGCCGCUGCCUGCAGAAUCAGACGAGGCCCAAGCAGCAGCAGCAGCAGACUUGGCGGAUCCUCGCUACAACUUCUGCCCUGACUUCUGGUUCAUGUAUGGAGGUCACUGCUACAAGUUCUUCAGCUCCCCGAAGUCCUGGCACGAUGCUCAGGAACACUGUAUCGGUGUUGGCAGCCAUCUUGCUUCCGUCGCCAACCAACGGCAGUACAGCUUCCUGCAGCAGAUGAUCCAGACCACCGGUCAGUCCAGGGCCUGGCUGGGAGGAUUCUACCUGCAGAACCGCUGGCUGUGGAUCAACCAGGACGGGUUCUACUACACCAACUGGUACCACCUUUCAUCUGUCCCCAGCAACCCCUGCAUGUACAUGUACUCGAAAUAUGGUUGGAGUAAUACUCAGUGCGCCAUAAACCUUCCCUUCAUUUGCUUCAAGAACCCGUUUGGCUGCUAACCGAUGAGCUGAGACGUCCUCUUCUCUCUUCGCUCCGUUUUCACUGUAAAAUCCUCCAGUGGAGAAAUGUUUGUUUUUAUGAAACUGUUUCUUAUUGUCAAUAAAAUG